Messenger RNA from Pelobates cultripes (western spadefoot toad), 579 nucleotides. NCBI's taxonomy places the organism in Eukaryota, Metazoa, Chordata, Amphibia, Anura, Pelobatidae. The record is from the annotation of a GenBank genome assembly.
AUGGAGACCUUACAUAUUGAUCUGCCCAUCCAAGAAGCCCUGCAACAAACAUACCCUUUCAACCUACAAACCACCCACAUACAAUAUCUAGGAGUCUGCCUACCAGCAGAACUGUCCCAAAGCUACUCACUGAACUAUACGCCCACCAUACAGAAAAUUACCCAGAUAUGGAAGGACAUGCCAAUCUCCUGGCUGGGCAGACCAGCCUCUAUCAAAAUGAAUGUGCUACCAAGGCCUCUAUACUUAUUCCAAGCUCUCCCAAUACCAAUACCAAUCUCUGGCCCAGACUUUAAAAUGCUACAAAAGACAAUCAAUAAGUUCAUCUGGUCCAACAUACGCGCCAGAAUUAAUAGACAGACCCUAUACGCACCCAACAAGGCAGGAGGCUUAGGCCUGCCACAUCUCACGCACUACUACCAAGCAAAGCAACUAACACAGGCCCAGAACCUGCAUGCACCGCUCGGAGUUCAACGAUGGGUGGACCUCGAUCACGAUAUCUUCGGCAGGGUCUUCCGCUCCCUCUACAUAUGGCUACCACAACAAGCAAGACCCCCCCACCCCAUAAAAGCCCGGCAUUAA